AUGGCUUCGCGACUGCUCCUGCCUUUGCUGGUGGCUGUCGACCUUGUCACAGCCCAAGGAUUGGGAGGGCUGUGGCCUGUGCCUCAGCCCACCUUCACCUCUGGCACCACGCCCCUGUUCAUCAACCAGGACAUCAAAGUCACUUAUAACGGCGCAUCUGUACGGUGGUCUACUCGCGAGAGCUCCUUGUCCCUCGAAGAUGAUUUGUAUACUAAGAAUGCUUUCCAAACACAGCUGACCCAACAAGACAUCUUUGAGCCGGCCGACCUGACCGCCUCCGACAUCACAGCCGCUGGCGUCAGCAGGGCCCUGGACAACAUUUUUAACCAAAACUUUGUGCCAUGGAUGCUUGUUCCACGGAACUCGCUCUCGAGCUAUGAGCCGGCGGCCAACGCCUCCGCCGCCACCGUUUCUAGUCUGGAAAUCACUCUGACCGGCAGUAACACCACUUUUGAUCCCAUAACGACAGACGUCGACGAGGCGUACAGCUUGAGCAUCGGUGAGGAUGGCGCUGCAAAGCUCUCCUCCAAGUCAGCCUUCGGCAUCCUGCACGGCCUGGAGACCUUCUCCCAGCUCUUUUACGAGCACUCCGCCGGAGAUGCUUGGUAUCUGGUCAACGCCCCAAUCGAGAUUGAGGAUUCGCCUGUCUAUGGGCACCGUGGACUUAUGCUGGACACGGCCAGGCACUUCUUCCCUGUGGACGACAUCAAGCGCACCAUUGACGGCCUGUCGUACAACAAGCUGAACAAGCUCCACGUGCACGUCACUGACUCACAGGCCUGGCCCCUCGAGAUCCCAAGCAUUCCCGAGCUGGCCGCCAAGGGUGCUUACAGCCAGUCCUCGGUAUACUCCCCUGAUGACAUCAAGUCUAUCCAGGAGUAUGGUCUUGCCCGCGGGGUGGAGGUCUAUCUCGAGAUCGACAUGCCUGGUCACAUUAGUGUUGUGGGCGAGGCUUUCCCGGACCUCGUCGUGGCCUACGAUGCGAGGCCCUACUUCUUCUACUGCGCGCAGCCUCCCUGUGGCGCCUUCCGACUGAACGACUCCAACGUGGAAACUUUCCUUGGCAACCUGUUUGACGACAUCCUUCCGCGUGUGGCCCCUUACUCCAAGUACUGGGGCACCGGCGGAGAUGAGCUGAAUGCGAAUGACUCGAGAUUCGACCCUGGCCUGAACACCAACGACAGCGCGGUGCUCCAGCCCCUGCUGCAGACCUUUGUUGACAACCAGCACACUCGCGUGCGCAAUGCGGGCCUGACUCCCACGGUCUGGGAGGAGCUUGUGACUGAGUGGAACGUCACCCUCGGAUCGGACGUGGUAGUGCAGUCGUGGCUGGGCGGUAGCGCUGUUGCCGAGAUCGCUGCCAAAGGCCACAAGGUUAUCGACAGCAAUUACAACUUCUGGUACCUUGACUGUGGUCGCGGCCAGUGGCUCACUUUCGGCAAUGAGAUAUGGUCCCAGUUUACGCCAUUUAAUGACUGGUGCGGCCCAACGAAGAGCUGGGAGCUUGUCUACUCGCACGACCCAGCCGAGGGUCUCAACGGCACAGAGGCGGAGCUCGUCCUUGGCGGUGAGGUCGCCGUCUGGUCCGAGACCAUCGACAGCAACAACCUCGACAGCCUCGUAUGGCCCAGGGCCGGCGCCGCCGGGGAGGUCCUCUGGUCGGGACGAACCGACGCGGAAGGCCAGAACCGGUCGCAGGUCACGGCGGCCCCCAGACUGAACGCGCAGAGGCAGCGUUUGGUGAGCAGGGGCAUCAGGGCGAGCCCGAUCCAGAUGGAGUGGUGCCUUCAGUACCCGAACGCAACGGGCUGUGAAUACCCAGCCGCCUAG
Messenger RNA from Diaporthe citri, 1830 nucleotides. RefSeq lists its product as uncharacterized. Gene Ontology annotation, cellular component: membrane. The coding region runs from base 1 to 1830 and encodes 609 amino acids. NCBI's taxonomy places the organism in Eukaryota, Fungi, Ascomycota, Sordariomycetes, Diaporthales, Diaporthaceae. Gene Ontology annotation, biological process: glycosaminoglycan metabolic process; carbohydrate metabolic process. Gene Ontology annotation, molecular function: beta-N-acetylhexosaminidase activity. The transcript has 2 exons. The record is from RefSeq and is a predicted model, not a curated record.